Molecule: messenger RNA, 825 nt
Organism: Laccaria bicolor S238N-H82
Lineage: Eukaryota; Fungi; Basidiomycota; Agaricomycetes; Agaricales; Hydnangiaceae
Exons: 4
Coding region: 1-804 (267 amino acids)
Source: RefSeq, a predicted model, not a curated record
AUGUCCUCCCUUCGAAAUGGAACUGUCGUUAGGGAUCCGUCAGAUGCAGAGCCGCGGACUUCAAAAUACUUUUGCGAUGCGGCUGCCGAUGUUGUCUUCCAAUCAUCAGAUGGAGUCUUGUUCCGCGUCUACCGAUCCCGCCUUGAGGCGAACACAGGAGGAUUUGCUCCUGCCAAAAUUCCUACCCUUGAUGAAGUCGUUGUACUCUCUGAGCCAGCGGAGGUUCUGGAACUCCUCUUUCAAUUCGCCCAUCCAUCACGCCAACCAUCCGUUCUGAAUCUUGAAUUCGAUCUGCUCUUAGCUUUGGCGGAGGCGGCGGAGAAAUAUGAGGUAUACGCUGCGAUGAAUAUAUGUAACAUGCGAAUGCAUUUCAUAGUCGAGCAGAAGCCUAUGGAUAUUUUGAACUAUGCUUUAAAACAUGGCUAUCCCGACAUUGCUAACAAAGCAGCUCCCUUCACAAUUUCCGCCCAGUCAGCGUUGACGCUUGCUGUUGAAAUUCUCACAUUCCCUGGAGCUUUGGUGGCCUGGAUCAAAUACUACGCACAAUGGGAUCGAUUCGCGAAGGAUUCUUUGGAUCUCAUUCCGAGAAGCCCCCAGCAUAGUUCUCACAGCAACGCUUGGGCUUUGAUCACAGCCCGACACAUCCGUAAAGUUGUCCUCGACCCCAGAUGUUUUCAGAUCGAUCCAGUGACAAGUUCCAGUGAAGCCCGCGGAUGCUCUGACUGCCAAUACUAUCUUAGAAUAUUGAACGAAACGUUGACUGAACGUCAUCAAAAGAUUCCUAAAUUCACAGACAUUUUGUAGCCAAUCUAUCUUCUUCAUUUU